AUGCUUCCAGGUGGCCAAGGCGAUGCUGAGCUGCCCAGAUUAACCCAAGAGGGAGCUCUCCCACAGAGGAGAGCGGUCCACGGCAAGUUCCAGGAGAAUUCAGGACUGCCGCUCUGCAGAAAGGUUUGCUAUGCUGCUGGGGGCAUUCCCUACCAGAUGACAGGAAACGCGCUUGGGUUUUUCCUCCAAAUUUUCCUUCUGGAUGUUGUGCAGCUGGAGCCGUUCCAUGCCUCUCUGAUCCUCUUCCUUGGAAGAGCUUGGGAUGCAGUUACUGACCCUGCCAUUGGCUUCCUAGUCAGCAAGAGCCCAAGGAGAAAAUAUGGCAAGCUAGUCCCAUGGAUUGCAUGCUCCACACCGUUUGGAGUGCUUUUCUACUGCAUGAUGUGGUUCACCCUCCCAGAUACCACCCCUGUCUCCUUGAAGUUCCUGUGGUACCUGUUCAUGUACAGCUUCUUCCAGACUUGCAUGACUUGCUACCAUGUGCCGUACUCUUCCCUGACAAUGUUCCUGGGAGGAACCCAGAGAGAUCGUGAUUUAGCCACCGCCUACAGAAUGGGAAUGGAGGUGUUCAGCACACUCCUUGGAUCAGGAAUUCAGGGGCAGAUUGUGGGCAGUUACCAUGUCCAUAUGAUGAACAGCUGUUACGUGUUGAAUGGGACCCUGCCCAACACCAGCUCCUCCAGCCUCACAGACUCACUGGAGAACACGCGUAGGGCCUAUGCAUUUGCAUCCCUGGUUCUGGGCUCAAUCUAUUGCCUGUCCUGUCUGAUUCUCAUCUUUGGAGUAAGGGAACAGCCUGGGCCCCUCAGCCCCCUGGGGAAGGUUGAGCUGCCCUUCAGUAGCUGCCUGAGGAUGAUCAUGGAACACAAGCCCUACACCCAGCUGCUGUGUGGCUUCCUCUUUGCAUCCCUGGCCUUCCAGAUUGCACAGGGGAUCUUCGCUGUCUUCUGUACUCAUGCUGCAGGUCUGGCCGGGAAGUUCCAGCAUUUGGUGCUUAUCAUGUUGGUCACAGCUUCCCUCUCUAUUCCAUUCUGGCAAUGGCUUUUGGGGAAAUUUGGGAAGAAAACGGCCGUGUCCUUAGGCCUGGUGCUGAUUAUCCCAGCCCUCAUAGGGAUCACCCAGGUGAGGCACAAUUUCCUGGCCUUCAUCUUCCUGAUGAUCAUGGCAGGCUGCAGCAUGGCUGUGCUCUAUCUGUUACCGUGGUCCAUGCUGCCAGAUGCAGUGGAUGAUUUCAGGCUGAGGAACCCCAACUGCCUGAACCUGGAGGCUCUCUUCUACUCAUUUUAUGUCAUCUUCAACAAGUUUGCAGGUGGUCUUGCCGUGGGGAUAUCGACACUGAGUUUACAUUUUGCAGGUUACCGUGCUGGAGACUGCACACACAACCCCUCUGUCAUCCUUGCCCUACAGCUGCUCAUGGCCCCAGUCCCAAUAAGUCUGCUGCUUGUUGCUAUAAUCAUCUUUUCCCUCUACCCCAUCAAUCAGAAGAGGAGGAAACAGAUGAAAAUGGAGAUGGAGGCAAUCAGGCAUCACAUGCAGCAUGGCAGCGCAGAGUAAAACAAGCACCGAACUGGCACUCCAGUCUGGUGCACAUUGGCAGGAUCUGAGCAAAUUACUCCCCAGUUGUGCACUAACUUAAUUUGAACCCUUCAGUCUUGUGAUGCCACUUUAAGAAGAAUGGGGAAGAUCAUGUGUCAGAGUAUCUGCAGGAUCAUCACAUCAAUCGAGAUUCGGCGUGAUUUCUCAGCAGCACGGAGGGCUUCCCUUUUUUGCUGAGGCGUAAAGGAUGUUCCUUAGGAGUGCCUGACUAAGGCUGUGGUCGGUGCUGCAACACACUGCCCUCUGCCACUGUGCAUUGCUUUCAGCCUUGCUUCCUGUGGAUUUAUGAACGAACAAGUACCUUUGAACACUGAGGAAACACUCUGAGAGCUCGGAGUUUUAAGUCCUACAGAAGACAUGAAUUAUGUUCAGAGGCAUGCGCUCUUUGGGACAGAGGGGUGGACUUCCUCUGGAGCUUCUACUCUGCCGCACGUGCUGUGAACGGGCCAUAGACCACUCUAGAGUGGGACCUGUCCCACUGCAGAGCAGGGAAACACUUCUGGUGUUUGUGGUGUCUUCUAGCCCUGCUAUUAUCCACGAUGGUACUUCUGUAUAUCAAAAAAAGUCCUGUAUAUUUCUUACACUAUUAAAUCUGAAUAUUCACACUUUU
Messenger RNA from Rhea pennata, 2206 nucleotides. Its product is annotated as sodium-dependent lysophosphatidylcholine symporter 1-like. The record is from RefSeq and is a predicted model, not a curated record. Gene Ontology annotation, molecular function: symporter activity. The transcript has 15 exons. Gene Ontology annotation, biological process: carbohydrate transport. Lineage: Eukaryota; Metazoa; Chordata; Aves; Rheiformes; Rheidae. Bases 1 to 1554 code for a protein of 517 amino acids. Gene Ontology annotation, cellular component: plasma membrane.